Messenger RNA from Microstroma glucosiphilum, 1255 nucleotides. RefSeq lists its product as hypothetical. The record is from RefSeq and is a predicted model, not a curated record. The transcript has a single exon. NCBI's taxonomy places the organism in Eukaryota, Fungi, Basidiomycota, Exobasidiomycetes, Microstromatales, Microstromataceae. The coding region runs from base 225 to 1223 and encodes 332 amino acids.
AGAAGUCACUUCCGCGUACCCAUACAAGCAAAUGCGUCUCGUCGGAUGAUUUUCGCCGGACAAAGAGUGGCCUCGCACUGUUCCGGUCGCCUGAGUACUUAAAGCUCAGGACAAAGGAACAGAGACUUUUGAUCUACCCCACUUCUGUUAUAUUUAACGUGCCCCAUCCAUUGGGAAGCAAGUGUAAGCCAGCCAGUCACUAAAACUUCACAAUUCACGCUACAAUGGUUGCUUCCUUCGCCCCCUCUCUUCUACCAAUGCCUUCGGCCGCUCACUCCAGCAAGGAGGCGCACCACGUAUCUCCUGUGGGCUAUGCAGUAGCCGCAGCUAGGCGAUUGUCCAACGCACUGCCUUACCAAUGGCAGUACUCCUUCGACAAGAAUUCCGCAUCCCUGUCUUCGACCAACGGCGGGUUCUCCAACGUGGACCUCAGCGGCGAAGUUAAGCCCCUGCCGCAGUGGUAUGGACAGGAGCAAAAUCGUGAGCCGGUACCCAGCCAGCUCUGCCCGGGCGGAUUUCCCUCUGCUCGAGGCUUCGAAGACGAAGUGCGCUUCGACCCACUCGACACCACGCCUUCUCUGCUGCCUUCACACUGCAGCAGCCUUCGUCCCAUGAGCAGCAACAGCUCCUUGAGCGACCUCAGCGAAUACUCGUGCAACACCGCCGAUGUUCUUUCGCUCGCGCCUGGGUCACUCCUGCUGGAUCUACACAACUGCCGUGAUGCAAGCCGACUUGGUGCCGCUCAUGCUCAGUACGAGCCUCAGUACCCAGUGCAAGACCUACGAAGCGAAGAACCUUCAUUCCCUCUUGCCUCGACCUCAAGCAGCAGCAAGGUGCAAAGCCGCCGCAAGUCUUUCCCUCGCCGAUUCCUCGGCACCAGUCUUGAGCGCUCUCCCCGCCAAUUGUCUCUCUUCAGCUGGUCUACCGCCUCUGGCUUCGACAGCAACCCGGCCACACCUGAGCUUCAAGCUCCUGGCUGGAAGCAGGUAGACUACUUCUCACCUCCGUGUCCCACCACACUCGAAGGAAAGGAAGGUCUGAGCAACAGCGACAGCGAAGGCGAAUACUCCGACGAUGAGGGUGCAUGUUUCACCGCUGCACAGAUUGAUCAGAUCUGCCAACCCUUCGACCGUAGACCAUCUCACGUCGCGGAGCUCGAGAGUCUGCGUCCGUCCGGUGGGGUGGGACUCGAAGGCAGAGCUAGAGCCAUGUCUGCUCCUUGAGCACCUCGGGAGCCGCGUCGAGACCCUCUGCA